GAGUAAAACAUUUUCAAAAUGGUUUUAAAAUCUUUUUAUAUGACCAAAAGGGCACUUUCAGUUUGGUGUUACAUACUUUUAACGUUAGUCUUUUAUACAGGUAUAAAACUAUAUUAUCUAGCCAACAUGUCCACAAAUCUCAACCAAGAAUCAAUAAGGAAUCAUGUGAUAGGAAACUAUCGUAGAAACGAAUAUAAAUUCAUUCUUGUAUGGCCGAACUCAACUAAAUUCAAGCUCCUAGAAAAAGGUGAUGAAACUUUUAUAAAUAACAACUGUGAGUACAAAAAUUGCUUUGCUACUGAUGAUCUACACUUGUUAUCUAGUGUGAAAGAAUUCGACGCUGUAGUAUUCAACGCUUUGGACAUAACGUUGCUACAAAAAAAAGAGUUAUUGAAGGAAAGAUCACUAAAACAGAAGUAUAUUUUCGCCGCGUAUGAGUCGGCUGUAUAUGUACCGAUGUGUUUCCAAUAUUUUGAUGGAUUCUUCAACCUGACCUGGACGUACAAGCUUGAUUCUGAUAUUGUUGCAACAAAUAUAAACAUAUACGAUUUGAAAGGCAAAGUCGUAGGUCCGAGAGUUGAUAUGAAAUGGGUAAAGAAAAUGCUUCCUACAAACGAAGAAUUAAGAUUAAAACUAUCAAAUAAGAUCAAAGCAGCAGCGUGGAUGGUUAACCAAUGUAUUACUUUAAACCGAAGAGAGGAAUUGGUUAAAAAACUAAGGGUUCAACUAGUUAGGUUUGGCUUAACCGUUGAUAUUUACGGAAAAUGUGGUACGCGCGAAUGCCCAGGAAAUAAGACGAUACGACAAUGGAUCUGCAACAAACUGAUUGAGAAUAAUUACUAUUUUUACUUGGCUUUUGAGGAUUCGUGGGCAUCGGAUUAUGUCACUGAGGAACUGUCGAGAGCUUUGAACAAUUAUGCAGUUCCGAUCGUUUAUGGUGGAGCUGAUUAUUCCAGAUUUGUUCCCGAUGGCGCAUAUUUGGAUGCCCGUGAGCUCGGGGAAGUGGAACUCGCCUACAAAAUGAAUGAAAUCAUCAACAAUAAAACGAAGUACUACGACUUCUUCCGAUGGAGAAACCACUACAAGUAUACCAUAAACACUGAUGCGUCGAAGAAAGAUGUAUGCCAACUAUGCGCUUUGCUUAACAAUAAAGACAAGAUGUCGGAAGUCACUGUAUGGAAGAAGUUUAGGGAAUGGUGGAAUGAGGGGAAUUUCGAUUGCAGAUAUCAUGAGUUCUUUGAUUUCAAAUAAUUAUGACCAUCUAUUCUGCCGUUUGAUACCUUAAAAGCUGUUAUGUGCAAAAAAAUGAUUUUUGCUAUUUUUUAUUUAAAAUAGUAGGUAGGUACUAAGUAGUUAACUUAGUUGUAGAUCUAAAAAAAGCAAUAAAAUAUCUAAUUUUUAGAUCGUU
This is a messenger RNA of Maniola jurtina (meadow brown), 1408 nucleotides long. Its product is annotated as alpha-(1,3)-fucosyltransferase C-like. The coding region runs from base 19 to 1251 and encodes 410 amino acids. The transcript is spliced from 2 exons. Lineage: Eukaryota; Metazoa; Arthropoda; Insecta; Lepidoptera; Nymphalidae. Gene Ontology annotation, cellular component: membrane. The record is from RefSeq and is a predicted model, not a curated record. Gene Ontology annotation, molecular function: alpha-(1->3)-fucosyltransferase activity.